Strongyloides ratti is the source of this 1548-nucleotide messenger RNA. Its product is annotated as Sugar phosphate exchanger 3. Bases 1 to 1548 code for a protein of 515 amino acids. Lineage: Eukaryota; Metazoa; Nematoda; Chromadorea; Rhabditida; Strongyloididae. Gene Ontology annotation, biological process: transmembrane transport. The transcript is spliced from 3 exons. Gene Ontology annotation, cellular component: endoplasmic reticulum membrane. The record is from RefSeq and is a predicted model, not a curated record. Gene Ontology annotation, molecular function: transmembrane transporter activity.
AUGAAUAUAUUUUCCUUAAGAACAUACAUAUUUCAUAGGCAUUAUCCUCCAUUAUUUUGGCAAAAGAUAACUGUUUUUGUUAUCACUUUUAUUUCUUUUGCUUUAUAUCAUGCAUCGAGAAAAAAUUUGUCUGGUGUUAAAGUUUCAAUUGCAAAUGAUUGGAUAAAUGGUACAACAUAUUAUGGACAAAAUACUACAACACCUCUUUUUGAAAAAGUAACUGAAGCUAAGAAAUUUCUUGGUUUUCUUGAUGCCUUAUUUAUGGCAUUUUAUGCAGGAGCAUUAUUUUUUUGGGGAUAUAUUGGUGAUAGAUUAAAUCCAAAAAAUGUUGUAACAUUUGGUAUGGUUACUUCAGGAAUUUCUCUUGGUCUUUUUUCACUUGUACCUUAUUAUUUUAAUUUUUAUAAUAUACCAUGGUAUCUUGUUAUGUGGGCUUUCUUUGGUGUGGCACAAGCUUGUGGUUGGCCAAAUAAUGUUGCAAUAAUGGGUAAUUGGUUUGGUAAGGGUAAUAGUAAUAGUAAAAAUAGUGGUACUGGCUUUAUUUUGGGAUUAUGGUCGGCUAAUCAAAGUGUUGGAAAUAUUUUUGGUUCUCUUGUUGUAUCAAUAAUUAUCAAAUAUGGUUAUAUGAAAACUUUUAUAGUAAAUGUUUUAUUGUUGUUUUUUGGAGCUAUUUUAGUUAAAUAUAGUAUUCAUCCAUCUCCAAAAGAUUAUCAAAAUUUAAGUGAUGUUGGAGAGGUUGAUAGUAGUGAGUUUACUACUGAAAAUGACAAUCAACUUGACUCUACACAAACUGUUUCAAUGGUUAAUUCUAAUGUGACUGUUCGUGUACGGUCUAGUAGUAACAGUAGUAGAAAUUCACAAAUAAAUUCUUAUGCACCGGAAUCAGAAAUUAAAGAACAUAUUUCAUUAUCUAAAGCUAUUCUUUUACCUGGAGUUGUUCCUUAUUGUUUAUGUAAUGCAUGUUUAAAAUUGGUUAAUUAUGCUUUCUUUUUUUGGUUACCAUUUUAUCUAUCAGGAAAUUAUCAUUGGUCAGAAGCUGCUGCAAAUAGAUUGUCUAUUUGGUAUGAUAUUGGAGGAAUUUUUGGAUCAGUUUUAGGUGGUAUAAUUUCUGAUAAAAUUGGUUAUAGAACACCAGUUAUAAUGGGAAUGCUUAUGAUAAGUAUACUUUGUCUUCUUAUUUAUUCUAAUUUAGGAGCAAGUCAAUUUUUAAAUAUGAUUGUCAUGUUUUUCCUUGGUGCAUCUAUUGCUGGACCAUAUAAUUUAAUUGUUGGAACAAUAUCUGUUGAUUUAGGUACCCAAAAAGCUUUAAGAGGUAAUAAAGAAGCUAUGAGUACAGUUAGUGGUUUGAUUGACGGUACAGGUUCUGCUGGUAGUGCUUUUGGACAAAUUUUGAUUCCUUUUGUUCAAGAUAAUUUUGGUUGGAGUCGUGUAUUCUAUAUGUUUAUAAUUACGAAUAUUCUUGCUAUUGUAUGUUUACUUCAAAGAUUUAUUCAAGAUAUUCGAGAAAUUAUGACUUCCAGAAACACAUCAACUGCUCGAAUUUCAUAA